This is a messenger RNA of Myodes glareolus (Bank vole), 8369 nucleotides long. NCBI's taxonomy places the organism in Eukaryota, Metazoa, Chordata, Mammalia, Rodentia, Cricetidae. The record is from RefSeq and is a predicted model, not a curated record.
AUCCUCGAAGGAACCGAGGGGACAUGGUGGCCAAGGGGUGCCUCCCGGAACAGCGGCUGGUUGCGGAGCUUGUCCGAGAUUCCGCUCGGAUUUGGCUUCAGAUGAACAGAUCUUCUGCACUGUGUACAGGCACAGGCCUCUUAAGAACUGAUGAAAUGUGAGAGCCACAGACCUAACCCGAAAAACCAGUUCUGGGCUUGCUUUCUUGAGAGUCACUGAGUGUUUCUACAUUUCCUUUUACUGCUGAUAUGUGCUCAAGAUGAGUGGGAUGGGAGAAAAUACCUCUGACCCAUCCAGGGCAGAGACAAGAAAACGCAAGGAAUGUACUGACCAGCUUGGACCCAGUCCCAAAAGGAGCACCGAGAAACGUAAUCGUGAGCAGGAAAACAAGUACAUAGAAGAACUUGCAGAGCUGAUUUUUGCAAAUUUUAAUGAUAUCGAUAACUUCAACUUCAAACCUGACAAAUGUGCAAUCUUAAAAGAAACUGUGAAGCAGAUUCGCCAGAUAAAGGAGCAAGAGAAAGCAGCAGCUGCCAACAUAGAUGAAGUGCAGAAGUCAGAUGUGUCGUCGACAGGGCAGGGUGUCAUCGACAAGGAUGCGCUGGGGCCUAUGAUGCUUGAGGCCCUCGAUGGCUUCUUCUUUGUGGUGAACCUAGAAGGCAACGUUGUGUUCGUGUCGGAGAAUGUGACACAGUACUUAAGGUAUAACCAGGAAGAACUGAUGAACAAGAGUGUCUACAGCAUCCUGCAUGUUGGGGACCACACUGAAUUUGUCAAGAACCUGCUGCCAAAGUCCAUAGUGAAUGGGGGAUCUUGGUCUGGUGAACCUCCCAGGCGAAACAGCCAUACCUUCAACUGUCGGAUGCUGGUGAAGCCUUUACCCGAUUCAGAAGAAGAUGGCCAUGAGAACCAGGAAGCGCACCAGAAAUAUGAAGCUAUGCAGUGCUUCGCUGUGUCUCAGCCUAAGUCCAUCAAAGAGGAAGGAGAAGAUUUGCAGUCCUGCUUGAUUUGUGUGGCCCGAAGAGUCCCCAUGAAGGAAAGACCAGCCCUUCCCUCAUCAGAGAGCUUUACCACCCGCCAGGACCUCCAAGGCAAGAUCACUUCUCUGGACACCAGCACCAUGAGAGCUGCCAUGAAACCGGGCUGGGAGGAUCUGGUGAGAAGAUGCAUUCAGAAAUUCCACACGCAGCACGAAGGGGAGUCUCUGUCCUACGCAAAGAGGCAUCAUCACGAAGUUCUGAGACAAGGCUUGGCAUUUAGUCAAAUCUACCGUUUUUCUUUGUCCGAUGGCACUCUCGUUGCUGCACAAACGAAAAGCAAACUCAUCCGUUCUCAGACGACUAACGAGCCUCAGCUUGUAAUAUCCUUACACAUGCUGCACAGAGAGCAGAAUGUAUGUGUAAUGAAUCCGGAUAUGACUGGACAAGCGAUGGGGAAGCCAUUGAAUCCAAUUAGCUCUAGCAGCCCUGCCCAUCAGGCCAUGUGCAGUGGGAACCCAGGUCAGGACAUGACCCUCAGUAGCAAUAUAAAUUUCCCCAUGAAUGGCCCAAAGGAACAGAUGGGCAUGCCUCUGGGCAGGUUUGGUGGUUCUGGGGGCAUGAACCAUGUAUCAGGCAUGCAAGCAGCCACUCCUCAGGGUAGUAACUAUGCACUCAAAAUGAACAGUCCCUCACAAAGCAGCCCCGGCGUGAACCCAGGGCAGCCCACCUCCAUGCUCUCACCACGGCAUCGCAUGAGCCCCGGCGUGGCUGGCAGUCCUCGCAUCCCACCCAGUCAGUUUUCCCCUGCAGGAAGCUUGCAUUCCCCUGUGGGAGUUUGCAGCAGCACAGGAAAUAGCCAUAGUUAUACCAACAGUUCCCUCAAUGCACUGCAAGCCCUCAGCGAGGGCCAUGGGGUCUCAUUAGGGUCAUCGUUGACUUCACCGGACCUAAAAAUGGGCAAUUUGCAAAACUCCCCAGUUAAUAUGAAUCCUCCCCCACUCAGCAAGAUGGGAAGCUUGGACUCCAAAGACUGUUUUGGACUUUAUGGGGAGCCAUCGGAAGGUACAACUGGACAAGCAGAGACCAGCUGCCAUCCUGGAGAACAAAAGGAGCCCAAUGACUCCAGCAUGCACCAGGCGGCCAGCGGGGAGAGGGCCGAGGGACACAGCCGGCUGCAUGACAGCAAAGGGCAGACCAAACUUCUCCAGCUGCUGACCACCAAGUCCGACCAGAUGGAGCCUUCACCCUUGCCCAGCUCUUUGUCAGACACAAGCAAGGACUCUGCGGGUAGCUUGCCUGGGCCUGGGUCAACACAUGGCACCUCGCUCAAGGAGAAGCAUAAGAUUUUGCACAGACUCUUACAGGACAGUAGCUCCCCUGUGGACUUGGCCAAGCUGACAGCAGAAGCCACAGGCAAAGAGCUGAGCCAGGAGUCCAGCAGCACAGCUCCUGGGUCAGAAGUGACUGUCAAGCCAGAGCCAGUGAGCCCCAAGAAGAAAGAGAAUGCACUACUUCGCUAUUUGCUCGAUAAAGAUGAUACUAAAGAUAUUGGUUUACCAGAAAUAACCCCCAAACUUGAGCGACUGGACAGUAAGACAGAUCCUGCCAGUAAUACGAAACUAAUAGCUAUGAAAACUGUGAAAGAGGAGAUGAGCUUUGAACCCAGUGACCAGCCUGGCAGCGAGCUGGACAACCUGGAAGAGAUUUUGGAUGAUUUGCAUAAUAGUCAAUUACCACAGCUUUUCCCAGACACAAGGCCAGGAGCCCCUGCUGGGUCAGUUGACAAGCAAGCCAUCAUCAAUGACCUCAUGCAGCUCACCGCGGACAGCAGUCCCGCUGCACCUGUUGGAGCCCAGAAAACAGCGCUGCGGAUGUCACAGAGCACUUUUAAUAACCCACGACCAGGGCAACUGGGCAGGUUAUUGCCAAACCAGAAUUUACCACUUGACAUCACAUUGCAAAGCCCAACUGGUGCUGGACCUUUCCCACCAAUCAGAAACAAUAGCCCCUACUCAGUGAUACCUCAGCCAGGAAUGAUGGGUAAUCAAGGGAUGCUAGGAAGCCAAGGAAACUUAGGGAACAAUAGCACAGGAAUGAUUGGCAGUAGCACUUCUCGGCCCGCCAUGCCCUCUGGGGAAUGGGCACCACAGAGUACAGCUGUGAGAGUCACCUGUGCUGCUACUACUGGUGCCAUGAACCGGCCAAUCCAAGGAGGCAUGAUUCGGAACCCAACAUCCAGCAUCCCCAUGCGAGCCAACAGCCAGCCUGGCCAAAGACAGAUGCUUCAGUCUCAGGUCAUGAACAUAGGGCCUUCGGAGUUAGAAAUGAACAUGGGAGGACCUCAGUAUAAUCAACAGCAAGCUCCUCCAAAUCAAACUGCCCCAUGGCCUGAGAGCAUCUUGCCUAUAGACCAGGCAUCUUUUGCCAGCCAGAACAGGCAGCCGUUUGGCAGCUCCCCCGAUGACCUGCUGUGCCCACAUCCUGCAGCAGAGUCUCCCAGCGAUGAGGGCGCUCUUCUAGACCAGCUGUAUAUGGCCUUGCGGAACUUCGAUGGCCUCGAGGAGAUUGAUAGAGCUCUGGGGAUCCCAGAGCUGGUCAGCCAGAGCCAAGCUGUAGAUCCAGAACAGUUCUCAAAUCAAGAAUCCAACAUGAUGCUGGAGCAGAAGGCCCCUGUUUUCCCACAGCAGUAUGCGUCUCAGGCACAAAUGGCCCAGGGUAGCUAUAAUCCCAUGCAAGAUCCAAACUUUCACACCAUGGGACAGCGGCCUAAUUACACCACACUCCGUAUGCAGCCCCGACCAGGUCUCAGGCCCACGGGCCUCGUGCAGAACCAGCCAAACCAACUGAGACUUCAACUUCAGCAUCGCCUCCAAGCACAGCAGAAUCGCCAGCCACUUAUGAAUCAAAUCAGCAAUGUUUCAAAUGUGAACUUAACUCUGAGACCUGGAGUACCAGCACAGGCUCCUAUUAAUGCCCAGAUGCUCGCCCAGAGGCAGAGGGAAAUCCUCAACCAGCAUCUUCGGCAGAGACAAAUGCACCAGCAACAGCAGGUGCAGCAGCGAACUCUGAUGAUGAGAGGACAAGGGUUGAAUAUGACCCCAAGCAUGGUGGCUCCUAGUGGUAUACCAGCAACCAUGAGCAAUCCCCGGAUUCCCCAGGCCAAUGCUCAGCAGUUUCCAUUUCCUCCGAACUACGGAAUAAGUCAACAACCUGAUCCUGGUUUUACUGGGGCUACGACACCCCAGAGUCCUCUAAUGUCCCCCCGGAUGGCACACACCCAGAGUCCCAUGAUGCAGCAAUCUCAAGCCAACCCAGCCUACCAGCCCCCCUCGGACAUGAACGGAUGGGCACAGGGGAGCAUGGGCGGAAACAGCAUGUUUUCACAGCAGUCCCCACCACACUUCGGGCAACAAGCAAACACCAGCAUGUACAAUAACAACAUGAACAUCAAUGUGUCCAUGGCAACCAACACAGGAGGCUUGAGCAACAUGAACCAGAUGACGGGACAGAUGAGCGUGACCUCAGUGACCUCCGUGCCUGCGUCGGGGCUGUCCUCCAUGGGUCCUGAGCAGGUAAAUGACCCUGCUCUGAGGGGAGGCAACCUUUUCCCAAACCAACUGCCUGGAAUGGACAUGAUCAAGCAGGAGGGAGAUGCAUCUCGGAAAUACUGCUGACCCUACAGGUAGCAGUCUGCUUCUAUCUUCAACCCACGGGGCUCACUUGCUCCAAACACUGACCAGUCUGCAGAGCUGCGUCUCUUUGUUCUGCCCCACCUGACCUGCCACCGGUUCCCCCAGGACACGAUCAGCAGACAGCUGGCGCUGGCCCCAGCAGAGAGUGAGCUGGCUUGGCUGCCACUGGAAGCACCCGCCGCCUCUCCUGCCAGCCUGAAAUGCGCCUCCAGACCAUCUCGCAGUCUGUCCACUGCAUUCACCUUAGUGCAACUUAGAUCUCUCCUGCAAAGUAAAUGUCGACAGGCAAACUUCAUACCCAUUCAGAUUGAAUGUAUUUAAAUGUAUGUAUCUAAAGAGAACCAUGCUCUUGUUCUGUUCCUCUUCAGUUCCACACACUGGUUUCUUGCUUUGUUUUCCUUGGCUAAUCAGUCUAGUACAAAAGAUUAUGAUCCUGUCUAGAGCAAAGAAAGGAAGUCAAACACGAGGUGUUCUAAGCUAAAUCCUGCACUUGGAUGGAAGCAGGGCAGACGCUGAGCAAUGCCGUGUGUACCUGACACACCCAGCACACUGAGGUCGUAGCCUGCAGGAAGCUGACAGCUGUGUCACGUCGGAAGGAGCAUCCAGUGUUUGAACAGAUGAAGCGCCUGAAAGAGCGCUCUUCACAUGAACAGGUAUCUGUUCCAGGUUUCCUCUUUCUGAAAACCAAACUAGUUCCCCUAAAUCAGGAGUAAAAGAAUAUUAAUUUCUAAAUUGUGUUUUUAGAUGGAUCAGGUGGUUUGAAUUGGCAUCUCCUCCCCCCUCUGGCCCUGACCUCUGCCUCCCCUCCCUGCCUUCUCUUGUCCCUCCUACUUUUGUGGCUUUUAAAUAAAAACAACAGCAACAGCCUAAGCUACAGAAACCAGCUUAGCCAUGCAUCCUGUCAGCGUUGGCUAGCCACUUAGCAACAGCUUACAUCAGAACUGCAUUUCCUGUCAAGGAGAGGAAGAAAGUGGAGAAGGGACACCAGUCAGCUGCGACACCUGCGUAGGAAGGCCUGGGCUGCCAUCCACUCUGGCCACCAAACGAGAGUUCUGAUGAAAUCGACAGCGGACAUCACGACAGAUCUGACCUCUGCCAUGGGUUUUUUAUUUUGUUUUUUAGCAGUGCUGACAAAGCCGAAGUUUUGUAAGGUACAUAACCCAGUUUAUAUGUAAACAAGCAAUAAUUUAAGUUCAGAACUUAAGUGUUUCAAUUGUAUAAUUUUGUGAGGUAUACAUAUUGUGGGAUUGACUCAAAAAUGAGGUACUUCAGUAUUAAAUUAGAUUUAUCUUCAUAGCAAUGUCUCCUAAUGGUGUUUUGUAAAGGCUGCCAAUGCCUUGAUUGGACCUGAUUUGUAGACUUAAGACCUUUUGUUUUCUAAACCUUGAGAUUCUGCUCAUGAAUCAUGUAUCUAAUCUAUAUGAUAUGCAGCCGCUGUAGGAACCAAGUCUUGAUUUUAUAUGUUUAUAUUCUUUCUUAAUAAACCUUAGAAAGACUACACAUUACUAGCAGCGCACUUUUAUGGUUGUUUUUCCUGCCCAGUCUGUCAGGGAAUAGCCUUUGUUAACUGGUGUCAGAUUCUGACAACUGCAGUACCCAGAACUAAGACCUUUUAAUUCUCCCCAACCCCGAUAUACAUACUUUCUUACCUAAAUUUCAAAAUGGUAUCUUUUUGAUGUCUAAAAACAAAGCAUUUUAUAAUAUCUCAUUAGCCAAGCUUUCUAGGAACAGAAGUUUUUCCUUGAAAUUUAACUGUUUAUUCCCGGCAGGGUGAAAAACAUAUAAACUCCCCUAUUUAUAUUUAUGUCUCUCUAUAUAUCUACAGAUUGUGGAAAUAUAGAAAAGAGAUAUGACCCAAAGACAAAUGGUAAAUCGUCUGAAAGUGUUGCUCCAAGCUAAGGAACUUUCUGGAAAUUUGCAUUCCAAUACCUUUUCCACUUUGAGAGGACUCUCGGUGCAGGGAGGUGGCCAGGGACAGCGCUUCCCAGGGACCACCAGUUCAUGCGUCCGCUCAAGGCUCCACUUUUCUCCACCAAACCAUUGACUGCACAGCUGCCCUGACAACAGGGAGCAGAUGGAGGCCAGGAGCUCUAGGCCCUCCCCCAGGAGUGGGGCUCAUGUGGUACACUGCUAAAGGUGACCCAUGCUCAGAUCAAUUUUCAAAAAUACGUGAGCUAGGAUAAGUUUCAGCUUGACACGGCACAAGAGAAAAUAGAGUUGAAAACAGAUUUGUUUUGAUUUUAAACCCAUUUCACUAUAACACCAGCCACAAUACCGAUCUUUCAACAUUCAUGCAUUCUACCACUCUUUUCAAUGUCGGUCCCAACCGGGCAAGUGUACAAAGGCGGCAGUCAGAAUAACUGUGAUCAGGACGUGAAGAGAGGGUAAAUUCUCUCCCCACAGUCGUAUUUUACAUCUCGUUAGGAGAAUGAAGUAAGUGACGGGGUCCUCUGAUCAUGUUCUCACAGAAGCAAAUGCCAAAUCAACUCCCUUCUUUGUCAGUAUUCCUCAUGCUAUACCCAGUAAAUUUGUACUUGGUUUUUGUUUAACAGGACAUAUAAUCAGUGUUUUUCUUAUAUCGCUCAAUGUGAAAAGCAUACCCAUGUUAACUCGGUUGUAGAACCCAUCUCAGUGUUCGUGUACCGUGGUAAGUUUUCAAAGUGAAGUGAGCUGUGUUACUACAACAGAUUCGUUUGACUCAAAGAUUAAAACACCCCCCACGUGUAUCUUCUACGACCUGUGAUAAUUGAAAGCAAUGGUUUGUUGCAGUUUAAGAUGCGACUUUGAAUCUGUGUUUCUAACUGGAGUUCCUCUGGGUGUGACACAUGAACUGGGAGGCGCAGAUGCACUUGCAGAACCCAAAGAUACACAAUCAAUUUUGAAAUGCAACUUAAGCCAUUAACUGUUGGUGUGAAUUUAAAAUUUUCUAGUGUUUGUAUGGUAGUAUGCUGCCUAAGAGCAAAGCAUUCUCUGCACAAAAGAAAAUUACUGUAGUGGCUUCGAUUUUAAUUAGAAUUUUCUCCCUGGUGUUUCUUUAUAGACUAAAACAAAAUCUUUUAAGUUUCUUACUACAGGUAAAAGCUAUGUGCAAGAACCUCAAAAUGCUAAAACCUAGCAUAAUGCCUUAGAUCUGUUUUUAAGUCUUGUAUAUUCCUACAUAGCUGUCCAAUGUAUUAUAUUUGUAUAGUGAAUUGUGUACAAUUUUUGAACAAGUGCAUCAUCACUUACCCUUAUGUUAUUGAACAGUGAUGAUGAUUCAUUUCUUCAAACAUUUAACUGUCAUUUUUUUCUUUGUCAUUCGUGGAUUUUAUUUGUACAGUUCCUCAUGAAGUUGCAUCUGAGAUAUGUGUAUAUGAAAAGAUUAUACAAGGGUAAAAUUAAGCAAUAUAUUAACUAUGGUUCUUCAGGAGAAAGCUUACAGUGUUUCAGGUUGUGAUUUAUUUUCAAAACAGAGUUGGCUCUGAACAUCACUUUGUUCAUCUGCAUUGAUGUUUGUAUUUCUAGUGUGAGCAGUUUAUGCAAAGGUAGAUAUAUUCAGAGAAAUUUUAAAUACAUUUAUGCAAGUUACUAUUGCUUUGCUGAUGCUAUUUGCUUAUUUGAUGUUAAAUAAUGCUAUUGUAAAUAAAGAAUCUGUUGUUACUGCAUCAUUUAAUAAAUUUUAAUGCCUUCGGGUUUUACAUGGCUUUAGAGAUUUUAA